This is a messenger RNA of Corylus avellana, 3361 nucleotides long. Its product is annotated as transcription initiation factor TFIID subunit 4b. Gene Ontology annotation, cellular component: transcription factor TFIID complex. Gene Ontology annotation, biological process: transcription initiation at RNA polymerase II promoter. The record is from RefSeq and is a predicted model, not a curated record. NCBI's taxonomy places the organism in Eukaryota, Viridiplantae, Streptophyta, Magnoliopsida, Fagales, Betulaceae. Gene Ontology annotation, molecular function: protein heterodimerization activity; RNA polymerase II general transcription initiation factor activity; DNA binding.
UAUUCUUCGGUUCUUCUUCUUCUGCUUCCCUCAGCUAGUGCAGAAUGACAUUUAUUUACUUAAUUUUUAAAUAAAUGAAAUUGCCUUUUAUAUCUUCAAUCUAUGUAAUCUUUUGUACUAAAUAUUAGUUUAUAUACCAAAGGACCCAGAUUUGCUUGAUUGCCCGCCUGCAAUAUCAGAAAUUCCAAAGACAGUGGUGCAGAAAGAAUAUCAUGGACCCUUCCAUAAUGAAGCUCCUUGAAGAAGAUGAGGACGAGAGUAUGCAUUCAGGGGCGGAUGUGGAGGCAUUCCAGGCUGCCCUAAAUAGAGACAUAGGCGGAGAUGCAUCAACUUCUCAGCCCUCCGAUUCAGAUAAUGCUGCUUUGUCUCAAGGAAGCAAUCAUACUUCCAGUCAGUCAUUACCACAAUGGCAAAAUGCUAGCCAAGAUCAAAGCAGUGAAUCUCAAAUUGAACAAGACCAAAGAAGUGCACAGCAGCAAGAACAAACUUUAUCUGGAAUGGAGCUAAAGCAACAUGGAUCUGUUAUUGAAAGUCAGCAACAGAAUACUGUCCCGGAGGAACUCAAGCACCUUCAAAUGCCACAGAAAAAAUCCCAAGAUGAUUGUCAACAGGGGAAGGGGCAUCCAACUUCCCUCCAGAAUCCUCAGACAACUGAAAUGCAGAUUUCUGAAAAAAUUCGUACACCAAUAGAUGAGCCAGAUAGGAGACCUAGUCUGGAAGGUGAAUCUCAAUAUGCGAAAUUACAGAAGAUGAGUAAUCAACAGGCAACAAUCACAGAGCAAGCAAGCAACCCAAUAAAUCGUACUAAACCAGGGCAAGUACCAUUUGGCGUAUUACUGCCCGUUCUACAAGCCCAACUUGAUAAAGAUAGAGCCAUGCAACUCCAAACAAUAUUUGCAAAACUCAAGAAAAAUGAGAUCCCAAAAGAAGGGUUUGUCCGGCUCAUGAGAGGUAUUGUGGGAGAUCAUAUGCUCAAAUUGGCAGUAAUGAAAAUACAAUCACAGCCAAGUUCCAAUCAAUUCCAGUUGCAAUCUCAAGCUUCAGCACGGCAAAACCCUCAGCGGAUGCCAUCUGUUAGUGCCAGUUCCACACAAUUCAGUGAUCCCCACUCAUUUGCACAACUUCAUCAGAAGGGCACCGACUCUUCUGCAGACCCUUCUCAUACUGCUGUUGUCCAAAUGCCAGCUGAUUCAAGCUAUCCAACCAUAGAAAAUGAUGCUCAGAAAACUCGAGAGGUGAAUCGCCAGUCAGAUUCUCAUGGAAUUCAAGUAAGCCAAGUAUCUUCUUCCAGUGAGAGCACUGUCAAUCAAGAAAGGGAGCAAUCCUCAGUUACCAUACAAGGUCUUAACAAGCAGCAGCAACAGCAUUUGCACUUUCCACCCAUUUAUGGAAGUACUGGUGGUAAUUAUCAUCCAUAUUCUGGGACAAAUGUCAAUACUUCAACAUCAUCUGUCAAACCACAACCUCAUGAUACACAAUUGAGGCAAAUUUCACAACAUCAGAACUUGAGUUCCACUCAGUUAGGUGGAACAACACAGGGCAUGAACAUGAUGAGCUUGCCUAAGUUUGAGAGGCACAAUUCUAUCAAUGAUCCAAAGCGAGUUCAGGCUGGAUCUGUCUCUCACUUGGCAAACAAUUCAACCCCACAACAGAAUUCAGUUCCUUGGCAAUCGUCAUCAAAUAAAGAACAAUAUUCUGCCCCUUCAUCAUCAAUGGCUGGUGUAAAACAGGAAGCAAUUGAUCAGGCUACUGAGCAGCAGCACAAACCCCAUUUUUCUCAUCCACAAGGAUUGUCUUGUUUUUCUUCUGCACAGCUUGUACAGGGAAAUGCAACCCCUGGAAUUGUAAAGGAUGAAACUUUAGAGAAGCAGUCUUCGAGGAUGGGUCUUUCGACAUCCACAAGCAUGAUCCCUUCGAAUUUAGUUUCUCCUUCUAUGACAACACAAUUGGAUCCUAAUGUCCCAUUAGGUUCUCGGAUCCCAUCUACCGCCUCUCCUUCUGUGACUAAUGCAAGGACAACUUCCAAAAAGCCUUCUAUUGGCCAGAAGAAACCACUUGAGGCACUUGGUUCAUCACCAACUCUGCCAAGUAAAAAGCAAAAAGUAUCUGGGGCCUUUUCAGAUCAAAGCAUUGAACAACUCAAUGAUGUCACUGCAGUCAGUGGAGUUAAUCUUAGGGAAGAGGAGGAACAACUAUUUUCUGGACCCAAGGAGGACAGUCGAGUUUCAGAAGCAUCUCGAAGAGUUGUGCAAGAAGAAGAAGAGAGACUGAUUUUGCAGAAAACUCCCCUCCAGAAAAAACUGGCAGAGAUCAUGACCAAAUGUGGUUUGAAGAGUAUAAGCAAUGAUGUGGAGCGAUGCUUGUCAUUGUGUGUGGAGGAAAGAAUGCGCGGAUUAAUAAGUAACCUAAUCAGACUGUCAAGACAGCGGGUUGAUAUUGAGAAACCAAGACACCGUACUCUUAUCACCUUGGAUGUUCGACAACAAAUCAUGACAAUGAACAGGAAAGCUAGGGAGGAAUGGGAGAAAAAACAGGCUGAAGCAGAGAGGCUCCGGAGACUUAAUGAACCCGAGGGUAAUAAUGGAGUUGAGGGAGAAAAGGAGAAAGAUGAAGGUCGUGCUAAAUCACUUAAGGCAAACAAAGAGGAGGAUGACAAAAUGAGGACAACAGCUGCAAAUGUUGCUGCCCGUGCUGCUGUUGGAGGAGAUGACAUGUUGUCAAAAUGGCAACUUAUGGCUGAGCAAGCCCGGCAGAAACGUGAAGGAGGGGUGGAUGCAUCUGGUUCUCAGCCAGGUAAAGAUGUGAGUCGCAGGCUGACAUCUGGAAGAAAGGACAACCAAGACGUAGAGAAAAAGGGCAAUGCAGCUUCUGGGGCUGUUAGAAAAGUUGGGAGGAACCAAGUUAUUGUGCCUCAAACAAAGGUUGCGCGUAAGAUCUCCAUUAAGGAUGUGAUUGCUGUCCUGGAAAGGGAACCCCAGAUGUCUAGGUCUACACUGAUAUAUCGCUUGUAUGAGAGAAUUCACUCAGAUGCCACCGUUGAAUAGGUGUAACACGGUGCAACUGGCGUCUUAGCUUCUGAGUGCAUCACUGGGCCUUGAACCAUCUUUUGCAAACGUAGCCGAGCCUGAAGGGGUAGUUUGUUCAAUUAUUCUCGCAUGUUUGUUUGAACUUUAAAAAAACAAAGGUUGAAUUAUUCUUUCCUUGUUCAUUCUUUGUAAUUAAGUUUAGUUAAGAAGUUUGGUUGGGCGGCCACUAGUUUUUUCAGCUUUACUGUUAGUAACUUAGUAUAAUGUGUUACUCUUUUAAAUACAAACUCUGCUCGUCUGUCUUUUUAUAAUACAGCAGAUAGUAUAAUCCAUCA